This is a messenger RNA of Dromiciops gliroides (monito del monte), 4714 nucleotides long. RefSeq names its product Bardet-Biedl syndrome 2 (gene BBS2). Gene Ontology annotation, molecular function: protein binding. The transcript has 17 exons. The coding region runs from base 184 to 2352 and encodes 722 amino acids. The record is from RefSeq and is a predicted model, not a curated record. Gene Ontology annotation, biological process: non-motile cilium assembly. NCBI's taxonomy places the organism in Eukaryota, Metazoa, Chordata, Mammalia, Microbiotheria, Microbiotheriidae. Gene Ontology annotation, cellular component: BBSome; motile cilium; ciliary basal body.
UAAUCCCAAAGGGAGAGGCUGGCUUGGAUAGUGACUGAGGCUGCGGCCGGAAUAGCGGGGGUCGGGCCCGCGCUGUUUCCUGCCGGUGGUUGAGGCACGCAGUCUGGCCUGGUUUAGUCGCUUUCCUGUCCGAUUCCGCGGGGGAGCUCCGCUGGGGCCGGAGGAGCGGCCGCCGGUGCUAUCAUGCUGCUGCCAGUGUUCACUCUGAAGCUGCGCCACAAAAUCAGCCCCCGCAUGGUGGCCGUGGGUCGUUACGACGGGACCCACACGUGCCUGGCAGCCGCCACCCAAGCUGGCAAGGUUUUUAUUCACAAUCCUCAUGCACGUAGCCAGCACCUAAAUACACCUCGUCUUCUCCAGAGCCCCCUUGAUGCAGAUGUCUCCCUUCUCAACAUUAACCAGGCAGUCAGCUGUCUUACAGCAGGGGUACUGAACCCUGAACUAGGAUAUGAUUGUCUUCUGGUGGGAACACAGACAAACCUUUUGGCCUACGAUGUUUACAACAACUCAGAUUUAUUUUACAGAGAGGUUACAGAUGGGGCAAAUGCGAUAGUACUUGGGACAUUGGGAGACAUUCCAUCACCUCUUGCAAUUAUUGGUGGAAAUUGUGCUCUUCAGGGCUUUGAUUAUGAAGGAAAUGAUCUAUUUUGGACGGUUACCGGAGACAAUGUUCAUUCCUUAGCAUUGUGUGACUUUGAUGGUGAUGGGAAGAAAGAGCUUCUUGUUGGGUCUGAGGAUUUUGACAUCAGGGUUUUUAAAGAAGAUGAGAUUGUGGCAGAAAUGGCAGAAACAGAGACAAUUACUUCUCUUUGUUCAAUGUAUGGCAGUCAUUUUGGAUAUGCUCUUUCCAAUGGCACAGUUGGUGUUUAUGACAAAACAGCGCGAUAUUGGAGAAUUAAAUCUAAGAAUCAUGCGGUGAGCAUUCAUGCAUUUGACCUUAACUCUGAUGGAGUAUGUGAACUAAUCACUGGUUGGUCUAAUGGAAAAGUUGAUGCCCGCAGUGACCGAACUGGAGAGGUCAUCUUUAAAGAUAACUUUUCUUCAGCAGUUGCUGGUGUGGUGGAAGGAGAUUAUAGGAUGGAUGGCCAUGUGCAGCUAAUCUGCUGUUCAGUGGAUGGGGAAGUGCGGGGUUAUCUCCCUGGUGGUGCAGAAAUGAAGGGGAACCUGAUGGAUACAAGUGUGGAACAGGAUCUGAUCCGGGAGCUUAGUCAGAAGAAACAGAACCUAUUGCUAGAACUACGUAACUAUGAGGAAAACUCCAAGCAGGCUGAAUCAAGCAGUCCAAUGAAUGAGUCUGAUGGGCAGCGGGGAAUUAUCCCAGCCAACACAAAGCUGCAAACAGCCCUUUCAGUGAACCUGGGCUCUGACAGCCAAGCUGCUCAUGUGGAAUUACGCAUCUCAACCUCAAAUGACACCAUAAUUCGAGCAGUGCUUAUUUUUGCUGAAGGGAUCUUUACGGGUGAAAGCCAUGUGGUACAUCCCAGCAUUCAGAAUCUUUCCAGCUGCAUCCGAAUUCCUAUCACUCCACCAAAGGAUGUCCCUGUUGAUCUGCACAUGAAGACUUUUGUGGGCUACAGAAACAGCACUCAAUUUCAUGUGUUUGAAUUAACACGACAGCUACCCCGGUUUGCCAUGUAUGCACUGAGUACCCCUGACCCUACCAAAGAACCACUCAGUUUUGUUAACUUCACUGUCAAUGAACGGGUACAAAGGGUUGUCAUGUGGCUAAACCAGAACUUCCUGUUACCAGAAGAUAGUGAGAUCCAAAAUGCUCCGUUUCAAGUCUGUUUCACAUCCCUACGAAAUGCUGGGCAACUCUGUAUAAAAAUAAAACCAAGUGGAGAGAUCACUGUCAAUACAGAUGAUAUUGAUCUGGCUGGGGAUAUCAUCCAGUCUAUGGCUUCCUUUUUUGCUAUUGAAGAUCUUCAGGUAGAAGCUGAUUUCCCUGUCUACUUUGAGGAGUUACGGAAAGUACUAGUUAAGGUGGAUGAAUAUCAUUCUGUACACCAGAAACUUAGUGCUGAUAUGGCUGAUCAUUCCAAUCUGAUUCGUAGUUUGUUGGUCCAGGCUGAGGAUGCACGUCUUAUGAGGGACAUGAAAACAAUGAAAAAACGCUACAUGGAACUUUAUGACCUUAACAAGGACUUGCUAAAUGGUUACAAAAUUCGCUGUAAUAACCACACAGAGCUUUUAGGUAACCUAAAAGCAGUAAACCAAGCUAUACAAAGAGCUGGCCGUCUUCGAGUUGGAAAACCAAAGAACCAGGUGGUUAGUGCUUGUCGAGAUGCAAUUCGGAGUAACAAUCUCAACAUGCUAUUCAGGAUAAUGCGAGUGGGCACAGCUUCGUCAUAGGACAUGGGUCAGAGGUGGUGAAAUGCUACCAGUCUUUGGGAGUGUCCCGUGAUUUUUCCUUUAGGCCCUUUCAAAUUAACCUGAAGGACUGAACAUUUAAAGACACCUUGAUAUGCUAUGAUUAGGAAAGGCAAGAUGGUUCUGUGCCCAGGUUUCACUUGUAAAGCACCAUUACUGAAAAAUGUCUGCAUUUCCUCCUUUUAAAGGAUCAGUCUUUUAAAAGAAUACAAAAUUGGUAUGUAGGGGAGUGAAAAACUGUAGGAAUUUGUAUUUUAAAGUGCAACUGUUGCUUAAUUAUAGAGAACUUUUUGAAAUUGUAUCUUUAAAAAAGUUGAACCACUUUUUUAUAGUUAUAUUAAAUUUUUAUUAAAACUUAAAAGCAUUUGACCUUUCUGCAUGUUCUGGUUAUUUGAAAAUCUACGUGCUUUUGUUUUUAAGACUUAACAUGCAUUUGCUUCUAUUCUAAUUAUUAAGAUACUGUUUUGCAUCUCAUUGGUUCGGGGAACUCCCAGGUAAGGUUACUGAAACAGAUCAAUUACUUUUCUGCAAUUGAGAUUCUUAAGUUAUUUGGGGGCAUUUGGAGGUUAAGUGGCUUGUCCAGGGUCACACAAGCAGACUAUUUCAGAAGUGGGACUCAAACUCAGGUCUUUCAGGAGAUCUCUGAAAAUUAAUUUUUAAUUUUAUAUUUUAUAAUUCAUUUUAUUCUGUGACAGAUUCUAUUUAGUAAACUUUUUUCUGUUCUGUAUUUUAUAAAAACUUCAGCCUUUUUUCUGUCUCUGAAUGUUGAAGCUCAUAAGUCCAAACAUUCAGUCUCCCUCUCUCAAGUUAGAUGCAAAGGUUUAAGUUUUCCCUCAACCACUGUUAUUUAAAGGAAAACUUUGAGUGGUUUAGAAAUUCAGUGCCCUCAUAAAAUACUCUUAUUAAGGAAUUGUUACCUCAGCACAACCUGCAAAUCACUUCAUGCCAAGGAAAUUGGCAUCCUUUAUAACUUUAGCUCCUGAGAAACUCCAUGACAGCUGUGUGCUUUCCUUGAGAGUGGACAUGCUGACUGUAUCCCAUCCUCCUCAUCCUUGCCAAUUAAAGGUGGUCUGAUCUCACUCCCAGGCUCCAGUGAGUCUGUUCCUGUCCACUAUCAGUGACCUUGGGAUGCAGUUGGGUUCCAUAAAUUCACAAAGCAUUCCUUCAAGACAGAGGGGUGGACCUGAUUCCAUGUCUGUGUGUUGUGUGUCCAUUUUCCUUAAUGUAACCAAUCAUAAGCCCUCACCCCCAUGAUGUUCCCAGCCCCAUAAAUCAUGGCGUGAUUUCCUCACUUAACCCUGUUCUGUUCAUUGUUCUAUGCUUAUAAAAAGGAGUUUCAUUUCCAGUCCUUUGUUUUUGGUUUGAAACUGAGGGAAGGUAUUGACCCCUUUAUUAAUAGGUUGGAUCCCCUAUAAAUAAAUUUCUCUUGCUUGGAGAGAACGUGCUUUAGUCUACCUUUAUUGAAAUUCACUUGUGACAGCUCUAUUCACUACUCCAAGGUGCCUUUCACUCCCAUUACCACCAUGUCAGUAUUGAUCACUGUUACUGCUUUGUAUCAGCUAUUCAUGUUUCUUGAAGAAAAACUCUAAUAUCUGCACUAGGGUUGAAUAUCUUUUUACAGGAAAUCUGGUUUUAAGUGUACAAUUGUGUAGUGUCUUAUGCCAGUAAACUUAUAUGAAGUGAGGCUAGAGAUCAUUUGCUCCAUUAAACACUCAUUUAGGGCAUUCACAAAUUGUUAAUUAGACUUAAAGAGUUUAAAUUUGAAACUGUCCCAAAUGGUGGACCUUUGUCACUUUCCCUAGUUUAAUGUCUUACUCAUAAGCAGUUCUGAGGGGGUCAGUUUGCUCCUCACAUUAACCUAAAUGGUUGCAGUUGUUUGCAUCAUUCAUGUUUAUACUAUUCCACUUCUGAAGCAUGCACUUUUGGAGUGAGGACAUUUUUUAGUAUAUAUUUUUGAGAGGAUUAUGUUCAGAUCUCAUGACUCCCACUGACCACUCCCCCCUAUCUCUAAAGAUGUUCAACUUGAAUAACAGGAAGUCACUCAGGUAUUUCAGCAUUGUUUUAUAGUCGUGUUAAUUUUAGAAGGAUGACAGGCUUAAAAUUUAUCUUCGGCUAUGUUGGGAAAUCAAAGAAAUCAAAGGUUUGACCAAAUAAAGAAUAAAAGAAUACCCUAUUGUUGGGACCCUAGGGUCAAGGGGAUUCUGUCUGGUCUCAGCUUCAUUAUUACAUCCUGUACUUGUUUGCAAAAAAGUGUAAAAAUUGCUUGACUUAUUGCUUUGGUGUGUCACAUGUCCUGGUGGCAUGGGCACCUUCUUUUGAAAAAAUAAAUGAGCUCUAUGCUUUG